Rattus rattus (black rat) is the source of this 2768-nucleotide messenger RNA. RefSeq names its product ceramide synthase 3 (gene Cers3). Gene Ontology annotation, biological process: ceramide biosynthetic process. The coding region runs from base 14 to 1198 and encodes 394 amino acids. Lineage: Eukaryota; Metazoa; Chordata; Mammalia; Rodentia; Muridae. The record is from RefSeq and is a predicted model, not a curated record. The transcript is spliced from 12 exons. Gene Ontology annotation, cellular component: membrane. Gene Ontology annotation, molecular function: DNA binding; sphingosine N-acyltransferase activity.
CUCAAGGGCCUGGAUGCAGAGAAUGUUUUACAGGUUUAGAAAAUGGUUCUGGUCGGAGAGAUUCUGGCUUCCUCCGACAAUAAAGUGGUCAGACCUGGAAGAUCAUGAAGGACUGGUCUUUGUGAAAGCGUCCCACUUGUAUAUCACAAUUCCGUAUGCCCUUCUCUUACUGGUCGUCAGAUACUUCUUUGAAAAGUUUGUUGCCACACCUCUAGCCAAUGCACUUGGCAUUCAAAAGGCACGGCAUAAAAUUAAACCAAAUGCCAUCUUAGAGAAUUUUUUCCAGCAUUCCACAAGUCAACCGUCACAUAAUGAAGUUUACGGACUGGCAAAGAAGUGUAACUUGACAGAGCGCCAGGUUGAAAGAUGGUUUAGGAUUCGCCAGAAGCAAAACAAACCUUGCAGGUUGCAGAAAUUCCAAGAAUCUUGCUGGCGAUUUACAUUCUAUUUCAUGAUGACGGUGGCCGGAGCUGUGUUUCUGUAUGACAAACCAUGGGCAUACGACCUCUGGGAGGUUUGGUAUGAUUAUCCCAGACAGCCUUUGCUGCCCUCCCAGUACUGGUACUACGUUUUGGAGAUGAGUUUUUAUUGGUCACUGGUAUUUAGCCUGGGCUCUGAUAUCAAGAGGAAGGAUUUCCUCGCUAAUGUCAUCCACCACCUGGCUGCUAUUAGUCUGAUGAGCUUCUCCUGGUGUGCUAAUUACAUUCGCAGUGGGACCCUCGUGAUGUUUGUUCAUGAUAUAUCUGACAUUUGGCUAGAGUCUGCUAAGAUGUUUUCCUAUGCUGGAUGGAAGCAAACCUGUAAUACACUGUUCUUCAUCUUCGCCAUCGUGUUCUUCAUUAGCCGAUUCAUUAUAUUUCCGUUCUGGAUUCUGUACUGCACCCUGAUCCUGCCUUUGCACUAUCUCGAGCCCUUCUUCUCCUACAUCUUCCUCAACCUCCAGCUCAUGAUCCUUCAGGGCCUUCACAUUUACUGGGGUUACUUAAUCCUGAAGAUGCUCAACAGAUGCAUAUUCACACAGAACAUCCAGGAUGUGAGGAGUGACAACGAAGAGGAAGAAGAUGAGGAGGAGGAAGAGGAGGAAGAAGAAGAGGAAGAAGAGGAGGAGGAGAACACCAAAGGCAAAGAGACAGAGUAUUUGAAGAAUGGCCUUGGGACCAACAGGCAUCUCAUUCCCAAUGGUCAGCAUGGCCGUUAGCUUGAAGCACAAUGUGCUGCCAGGACCUUGGGGGCCUGAACUGCUCCCCUAUCCACUGCUGUGGACCCACAGAGACCCCAUUUUGCCUUUUAUUUUAUUUUAUUUUAUUGAGAUGGAGUCUCCUAUGUUGCUCAAGGUGGCCCCCCACUCAGUCAUCCUGCCUGUGAUAAGUGUUGAAGGUGGAUGCCCGUGGACGGCCCAGCAGCCCAGGCCGCUCGGAGUGCUCAGGGAUUCUCCAGGCAGGGUCCGUUCUUGUUGUGUUUCCCCCAUCCAGGAUCAGCUGAGAUGCUUCUCCGCACAGGGCCUCUGAGGGCAUCUGCUCUACUACCUCACAGAGUUAGAGCAAGGAUCGGGUGAGGCGACAGGGGUGCCAGUGUCUACCGCAGGUGUUAGCAACCUUCGCUGCACUAGAACUCCAGCUUUGACAAAACAGACAACCCUGGCUGAGCGUGCUGUGAGAAACCCCAUCUUAAAAAUGGCUCUUAAUGUGUAAGAUACCUGGAGGUGCAAAAGUCCAGAAGUCUGUUUCUGUUUGUAACUGUGUUGUUUCCAGGGAUAAUUCUCAGAUGACCCCAGAGCCUUCCUGGCAGGGUCCUGGGGUAGAAGGAAGGGAGUUUUGGUGUCCAGCUGCCCUGUGCUAUCACCCUGAGCCCCACCCUCAGGCUUAAAGAGAUGCCAUGGGCUGUGAGGGUUGCUUGGGGACCACUGAGGAGAGUAGGAUCCGAGAGAAGUUGCUCACUGAGCCAUAUUACCCAGGAAGCCAGCCCCAGGGUGGCAUACAUGAGAGCUUCAUGGUCUGAAGGAACUCUUGAAAGUGAAAAGAGGAAGCCAUGUUGUGGUCUCAGGGUCCAACUCCUUCUGACUACUGAACAGUAAGGAGCCCAGCAGGCCAUCAAGCACCCUAAGUAGCAAAAGUCCUGUGCACACUAAAUGGUCUGAGAGUUUCAGUUUUUAAUUUUUAAAAUAGCAUGUUUUUAAAACCUUCAGGCUAAUAAGAAAAUACGAGCAAACAAACAAAAACUCUUCAGAAUUCUGUUCCCAACAAAAUAUCUUGUUAAAGAAUUGUAGGAAAAACAGGGAAAAACAGCAAGUCUUAAGUUAAUAUUUGUUUUUAUGAGCACAGCACCAUGUGUAUUAUAUCUGUAAUGUGAUCUCAUAUUUAAAAUGUCUCUACUCACUUUAGGGCAUAGUUAUUGGUUUAUUGUUCUUACUUUGGUGAAAGGUCUCACUAAAAUACUUUUAUGUGUCCGGUUAACGAAGUAUUUCCCCUUGAUUUACUUUGGUUUUCUUUGUCUACAGAACCUUUUCUUGCUUACAGUGAAGCAUUGUUUAUUGCUAUACCCUCCAACUUCUUUUUCUGACUUUGACUGUAGAAGGUAAAACUGAUAUGCUCAGCUGAAGCACUGUCCUGCAGAAGAGGAAGCGGUGUGCUCUGCGGCAGCAUUGGGGGCUGUCGUGGCUAGGAAAGGUAACCCCCUUUCCCAUAGCAAACAAGGGUUCAGUGCAAUGCGAGGUGACUUUGUAAAACUCUAAGCCACAUUGACUUACAAUAAAACAAAAAAGAAUCCCA